Soboliphyme baturini is the source of this 759-nucleotide messenger RNA. Lineage: Eukaryota; Metazoa; Nematoda; Enoplea; Dioctophymatida; Soboliphymatidae. The record is from the annotation of a GenBank genome assembly.
AUGACGGAUAGUGCUAAUCUGAUGAAGCUUGUGAAUAUGAUAAAGCCGAUAGAAAUCUACAAUCUUGCUGCACAAAGUCACGUUCAGAUAUCGUUCGACAUCCCAGAAUACACUGCGGAGGUGGAUGCCGUCGGGACUCUUCGUUUGCUUUGCGCCGUUAAGGCAUGCAACCUGGAAAACAGAAUACGAGUAUAUCAGGCUUCUUCGUCAGAAUUGUUUGGCAAGGUUCAAGAAAUACCUCAGCGUGAAACGACGCCAUUUUACCCGCGAUCUCCUUACGCCGUAGCCAAACAGUAUGCAUACUGGAUCGUGGUGAAUUAUCGUGAGUCAUACAAUAUGUACGCCUGUAAUGGCAUUUUGUUCAACCACGAGAGUCCGCGAAGAGGCGAGAAUUUUGUCACGCGGAAAAUCACGAGAGCGGUGGCCAAAAUACACUUGGGAUAUCAGGAACACGUCGAACUUGGAAAUCUAAAUGCCAAGCGAGAUUGGGGCUACGCGAAAGACUACGUUGAGGCCAUGUGGUUAAUGUUGCAACAACCUGAGCCGGAUGAUUACGUCAUUGCCACGGGCGAAAUGCACAGCGUCAGGGAAUUCGUUGAACUCGCCUUCAAGAUCGUUGGCGUUACGAUUGUCUGGGAAGGAACCGGGGUCGACGAGGUUGGACGUGAUAAAGCGACUGGUACAGUUCGAGUCCGUGUGAACCCUCGGUAUUAUCGGCCAGCUGAAGUGGUAAGACUUUGCGGAUUUUUCACGCCCUAA